Messenger RNA from Hibiscus syriacus, 612 nucleotides. Its product is annotated as 60S ribosomal protein L24-like. The transcript is spliced from 5 exons. Bases 52 to 510 code for a protein of 152 amino acids. Gene Ontology annotation, biological process: cytoplasmic translation. The record is from RefSeq and is a predicted model, not a curated record. Gene Ontology annotation, cellular component: cytosolic large ribosomal subunit. Lineage: Eukaryota; Viridiplantae; Streptophyta; Magnoliopsida; Malvales; Malvaceae. Gene Ontology annotation, molecular function: structural constituent of ribosome; mRNA binding.
CAACUUUAGUAGGGUUUCUAUGUGAAAAGAACAAAUAGCAGAGCAGCGGCCAUGGUUCUCAAGACGGAGCUUUGUCGGUUUAGCGGUCCCAAGAUAUACACGGGGAAAGGCAUCAGAUUUGUUCGUUCUGAUUCUCAGAAAUGCAAGAGGUACUUCCACAACCGCCUGAAGCCUUCAAAACUUACAUGGACGGCCAUGUAUAGGAAGCAACAUAAGAAGGACAUUGCUCAAGAGGCUGUUAAGAAGAGGAGACGUACUACGAAGAAGCCUUACUCCAGAUCCAUCGCGGGUGCCACCUUAGAGGUUAUCCAGAGGAGCGAGAAAUCAGAAGUUCGUGAUGCUGCUCGAGAAGCUGCCCUCCGAGAAAUCAAGGAAAGGAUCAAGAAAACCAAGGACGAAAAGAAAGCUGAAGUAGUGGCAAAGCAACAGAAGACGCAGGGCAAGGGUAACGUUCCGAAGGGUGGUGCACCAAAAGGCCCCAAGCUUGGUGGCGGUGGCGGAAAGCGUUGAUUUGCUAGGUUAUUAACUCCUUUUCCCUUAUGCUUAUUAUGUACCAUGACCUCAGUGUUGAAGUCAAGUUAUCAAGCAAUUUUAUGGAUAAUUAUUUUUUAU